GAACAGAAACACAAAGCAAUUUACACUUCAUGAUUUCAGUGUACAACCUGACUCCUCAGCUACCUACGACCUUCAACAGUUGAUAGAUAGGUGGAUUGGACCUACUUACACCACGUGUCAUGUAAUGUUCCAAGGUAUGCCAGUGCCGGGCAGCAGGGUCUGCACACAGACAAUUACCGAUGAAAAUGGAAAUAAGAUUAAGAUCACAUGCUGCAACGGAGAGAGGACUGAGAUGAGAAACGUCCAAGAAAUACCUCCUCUCCUGGUGCUCAAUGUAGCACACAUAGUCCGCCAGGGCAAGCUGACUUCUGACAUUCAGAAGUUCCCAAUGAACCUUCUAUUGACAUCUUACACAAAUGGACACCCAGUUGAGACGGAAUACACUUUGGUAGGAGCUACUUUUCACCGUCCGGAUCACUUCACUGGUGCUUCUUUCACAAGAAGUUACGGAUGGCUGUAUUACGAUGCCCUCAAUCGACGGCUGCAUGAAUACAGCGGAAGGGAGGAUGGUGAAUUGAACCAUAUUGUUUACGUCAGGAAUGUUUCAAAAUAGCUUGCUACCCAGCCAACAUUGUAGUGCACUGCUAUAUACCCAGCCAACAUUGUAGUGCUAUACCCAGCCAACAUUGCUAACCAGCCAACAUUUCCACCCAGCCACCCGCCUGGAUAAAUCAAGGAUUGAAGUGGGCAUGCCUUGAAUGUGAUGGGGCCCACUAAUUGUUUGGCCAUGGGGCCUACAUUGGUCCAAAGUGGAUGUGCCUAAUAGUCAAGUAAUUGGAACUUUUCACUUAAUUGGAACAAAUUGCAACAGAAUUUAUUUCACUGCAGUGCAUUUCUUUGAAGUCCAUGGGAAAUCAUACUAAAAGUCCUUAAAAUCCAAAUACUAGUAGGGGAAAGCGUUCCAAUUUGCAUAAAUUCAAGAUGGCCACAAAAAAAUGAAAUAUUUGUAUAUACCUAUUCGAAAGUUUAAAAUAGCCUAUUUUACUAAUUUCCGAGGUUGGAUUUAUAACUAUGGGAUACCAUUUGAUAAAUAUUUUACCGUUUAAUAAUAAUGAGUUUUUCAUUUCCAUCUUAAUUUGCAUAUUUUUCAAAAUGGCUGCCAAAUACCAAUUUUGACCUUUUUAUACGCCCAUCUCGACGGGACAUAUUAUGGUAUCACGCUCGGUGUCCGUCCGUCCGUUAACUUUUCAUUGUAAACAAGAUAACUUCAGUUCAACUUAACCUAUAGGCUCAUAUAAUUUGGUAUGUAUGAUACUAGCAUGAAUCCCGGGAAGCCUAUUUGUUUUUUGGUCAAAUGGUCAAGGUCACAGUGACCUAUUUUCAUCUUACCCUUUUGCAGUCCUUGUAAAUGCGAUAACUUAAGUUGAACUUAACCUAGGCUCAUAUAAUUUGGUGUGUAUGAUACUAUCAUGAAAGGAAGCCUAUUAAUUUUGAAGUCAAAAGGUCAAGGUCACAGUGACAUGUUUUCACCUUAACCUGCUGCAGUACUUGUAAAUGUGAUAACUUCAGUUUAACUUAACCUUUAGGCUCAUAUAAUUUGGUUUGUAUGAUACUAGCAUAGAUCUCGGGAAUUCUAUUGAUUUUGAGGUCAGACAGUCAAAGGUGAAGUCGCCACCCGACCUUCCACUUUUCUUGCUUGAACGCUAUCUCCAUUUUCCGCUUUACAGGCGGGCGUAUUAUGUGCUCGCCUUAGCGACACUCUUGUUCUUACUGGUUUUCAUACACAUAUUUUUAAAUUUAAUUUUGAAUAAUGAAUAUUUUUGCUGUAUUUUUUGUAGGAGUUUUACACUUACACAUCAUUUGAGAUCCCCAGAAACUAUACUAAAAGUCCUAUAAUAUCUAACAAAGGAAAGACGUCUAAUUUGCAUACAUAAAGCCAAAAUUGUUUCCCAAGUCCAUGUCCAUUUCCAUUUUGCACUUAGGGUUCAGAGUCUAGUUUAUCACUAUGGGAUAUAAUUUGGUAAAGUUUAGAAAUUGUUUGCAUAAGUGUUUCAUUUGCAUAGUAAUUAGCAUAUUUUUUAAAAGGACCAAUGUAUCACUACUAAAUGCAAUUACUAAUAUGACUAUUAUCACUAACAACUACAAAUGUAUGAGUAUCAUAAUUUCAGAGAAUUAAAUUAAAACAAAAACAACCCAUAAACCUGAUUUUCAGGCUUGUUAUAGGCCAGCAAAUAUUUGUUUUGCCUGAAAUGCAAAAAAAGACACAAUUAAGAAAUGUAUGGGUAUCUUCUUUUCUUGUCAAUAUAUUCAUUUUGUUUUCAAAAACGGCACUGCUGCAGAUUAAAUCCUGUUACUAAAAUGAUAUUGAGACCGAUAUGCAGAAACCACUCCGCAAUUAGUAAAAUGCUUGUAAAUGAGAUGGGUAUUUUAUAUUCUUACCUUGUAAAUCUAAGCAGAUUGAAAACCAUCUUUCAUUAACAAGUGUAAUAUUUGAAAUUAAUGUAUCACAUACAGUAUAAUAUUCAGGACCAUGUCAGCAAUGGAUCUUUAUAUUGAUGAAAUUUUUUCAUGAAAUACUCCUGAAAUAGCCUUUCAUGAGUGUAUUUACGUUAUAUGUGCAAAAGUCAAAAAAAUCUAAAUUUGAUAGUUGUUUUGUUAAAUAUGACCUACAUAAUGAUGAGUUUUUUUCAUGCUAUCAUUGAUAAAAUUAUUCAAAAUAUAGUAUUGUACAGUAAAUUCGUUCAUUCAAAUCAUUGAAACAAAUCAUCUAAGAUCAAGGACAAGGCAAAUCAUGGAAUUUUGGUGGCCAUCUUGGAUUUAUGCAAAUUAGAUGCCUUUCCCCUAUAUUCGGAUAGUUUGGGACUUUUAGUAUGAUGUACCUGGCAGAAAUGCAUUGUGGUGAAAAAGUUAUGUUGCAUUUUGUUUUAAGUUCGACCAAAUUUUGGGAUAAAAUGACUGGGCUAUAAUAAUGGCUUGCUGUUGGGUACCAUAUCUAUACCUAUUUUUUGUCACAAUGUGGGACAAUGAUUUCGCCAAGUUAUG
This is a messenger RNA of Lytechinus pictus (painted urchin), 2982 nucleotides long. RefSeq lists its product as uncharacterized. The transcript has 3 exons. NCBI's taxonomy places the organism in Eukaryota, Metazoa, Echinodermata, Echinoidea, Temnopleuroida, Toxopneustidae. The record is from RefSeq and is a predicted model, not a curated record. Bases 125 to 553 code for a protein of 142 amino acids.